AUGGAUACACCCUCAACUUCCACUCCUCAACCCCCAAUCCAAAGUGUUAUUCCCUCUCAACCUCAACCAAAUCCAAAGGGGGGCAUCAAUGCCAUCACCCUUAGAUCCGGUACGCAAUUAAAAGGGAAGGAAGUAAAGGACUCAAGUCCUAUCACAACCGCCCAAGAAGAGGAGAGAGUAGAUAUAGAAGAAGUAGUGGAAGAGGAGACACCACAAGCCAUAGUUGAGGAUGAAGUCCAACCAACAAGGGAGACACCCAAGGCCAAAAGAACCUUGGAAGAAGAAGUUGCUCAACCACUUCCAUUCCCACCACUUGCGAAGAAAGCUAAAAAGCGCAUAGAACUCGACCCCAAAAUGGUGGAAGUGUUCAAGAAAGUUGAGGUAACCAUCCCCCUCUUUGAUGCUAUCCAUCAAGUUCCUAGAUAUGCUAAAUUCCUCAAAGACUUAUGCAUACAUAAGGAUAGAAUUCUUGAAUUGGAAAUUAUCCCAUUGGGGAGUUCGAUUUCCGCUUUAAUGGGAACAUUGCCCGAGAAGUGUGAUGAUCCGGGCCCUUGUAUGGUCACUUGCACAGUCAAUGGAGUUCAAUUUAGAGAUUGUAUGUGUGACCUUGGAGCAUGCGUUAGCAUCAUGCCACUAUCCGUCUACCACGUAUUGAACUUACCACCACUAAAAAGGUCGACGGCAAGAUUUGUCCUAGCGGAUAAAAGCAUAAUAACCGUAGCGGGUGUUGCGGAAGAUGUAUUGGUGAACAUAAAAGGGUUGAUAUUCCCCAUUGACUUCUAUGUCCUUGAAAUGCCAUCAAGCGAAACCGAGAGAGCAUCGUCUAUCUUACUUGGAAGGCCAUUCUUGAGGACUUCUAGAUUUAAACUUGUUGCUUACUCGGGGAACUACUCAUUUGAAAUAGAUGGGAGAAUUGUAAGCUUUAGCCUAGAAGAAGCAAUGAAGCAUCCACCGGAGAACCAUUCUUUAUUUCGGUGUGAUCCAAUCGAUAACAUAGUGGCCGAAGUACAUCUAGCAAAGUUAGAUGAGAAGUAUAUGGUUGAAGAAGCAAAUGAAAAGUCAAGCGAACUAAAGACCAUACAUCAUGCAAAUCAUCCGGAAACUCAAACUUCAAAGAAUAACAAAAAGAUGGAAUUGAAGCCACUACCACCUCACCUAAGGUAUUCAUACCUUGAUGAAGCCCAAGAGCUACCUGUGAUAAUUGCACAAGAGCUAACCCCUCAACAAGAAGAGAAAUUGCUGAAUGUAUUGAGGAAAAACAAAAGGGCAAUCGGGUGGAGUUUGGCGGAUCUAGUGGGAAUAAGCCCCAAAGUAUGUGAGCACCGCAUAUUCCUUGAAGAAGGAACAAGACCGGUCUGA
Molecule: messenger RNA, 1359 nt
Organism: Arachis duranensis
Lineage: Eukaryota; Viridiplantae; Streptophyta; Magnoliopsida; Fabales; Fabaceae
Exons: 1
Coding region: 1-1359 (452 amino acids)
Source: RefSeq, a predicted model, not a curated record